CUAAAACAAAUGACAAACUUCUUCUAAAGUCUUUACUCACUCUGUUUUUCAUUUUUCUUCUUGUUCUUUGUUGCAACCUCCAAAUCAUCCAAUCCAGUCUAAGAAAAAAAACAAGAAAAUGCGAACCGGAUGUUGUAGUAUACAACAAUCUCUUACACCGGAGGCGGCUACCAUUGUUAAGCAGGCAAUAAACCGACUUCCAACCACCACUACAACACCAAUCCUAGGUCCAAUCUCUCAUUAUCCCGCUCUUGCUAACUCCCUAAUGGCCGCCUUCAAGCGAGCCCAAGCCCACAUGCGGCGCACGUGAGAGAAGUGGGGUCCAGUGGGUUUGCUGUGGGUUUUGGUGUUUUCGCGAAGAGGAAUUGGGGCGGUAGGAGGGAGGAAGGAGGAACGAAGGAGAUGGUGGUUGCCGUUGGACUUUUCGCGAAGAGGAAUUGGGGCGGGAGGAGAGAGAAAAUAAAAAAUGUAAGGGAAGGAGGAAAUGGGCGGGGAAGAGGAAGCAGUAUACUAGUAUGGCCGCACGAUUUGAGUUUUGUGUGGCGGGUUGCACCAAAAACGCUUUGUUUAGGGAAAUGUCACAAUAAGUGACAUGUCGCUCAAAAUGGUAACAAAUACUUCACAUUUUUGGCCAUGGGGAGUUUACACCACGAGCUGCGCAUGGGGAUAUAUUGAUAUAUUUAAUCUACUCGUACACAAAAGAGUGAAAGACCAUAUAUGGCCUUGCUUAAAAUACUCUCCCACCCCACUAAACUAAUACACACCAAACACCUCUAUCAAACCCCUUCAGUUCUCAAAUCUUUUAUUUUACAACAAUGGCUGACUCAUCUUCUCCUGAUAUCAAAAUCAAUAAAGUUACUACAUCUACCAUUCUUGGUAAUCCUAAACUUGAAAUUGUUGAUGAUGAUGAUGAUGCACAUUUCCUAGCAGCAGCACAAAUUAUGCAGUCAGGAGUACUACCUAUGGCGUUAAAGGCUGCUGUGGAGCUCAACAUCUUCAAAAUUAUGGCAAAGGCAGGCCCUGAUCGCCUGCUUUCGCCAAAGGAGAUUGCUGCUGAGCUCCCAGCCUCUCACAACCCCGACGCCUCGUCAAUGCUAGACCGAGUACUCCGCCUGUUGGCUUGUCAUUCCGUCGUCAGCUGCUCUUUCGAGCACACCGCCACUGUUGGUGGCGGUGUCGAAAGGCGGUAUGGGUUGAGUCCUAUAUCCAAGCUGUUUGUUGGAGAUGAAAAUGGGAUUAGCCUUGGCCCCUUCUUGUCCUUGGUUGAAGACCCUAUCGUCCGUGCUAGCUGGGGAAAGUUCAAUGAAGCUAUAUUAGAGGGAGGGAUACCCUUCAAUAAGGUCUAUGGAGUACAUGCAUUUGAUUAUCCCGGAUUAGACCCAAGAUUCAAUGAAAUUUUUAAUGCAGCAAUGUUUAAUUACACAACAAUUAUCACCAAGAAGAUCCUCCAAAAAUACAUGGGUUUUGAGGGCAUCAAACAACUUGUUGAUGUAGGUGGUGGUCUUGGACAUACUCUCCAUGCUAUAACCUCAAUGUACUCUUUUAUACGAGGCAUCAAUUUUGACUUGCCUCAUGUUAUUUGCGAUGCUCAGUCUUACCCUGGCAUAGAGCAUGUUGGUGGAGACAUGUUUGAAAGCGUUCCUCAAGGUGAUGCAAUUUUCAUGAAGUGGAUUCUUCAUGAUUGGAGUGAUGAUCAUUGUUUAACAGUAUUGAAAAAUUGCCAUAAAGCAAUACCUGAGAAUGGAAAGGUGAUUGUUGUGGAAUCAAUUGUCACAGAAGAACAUGAAACUACAGUUAUUGCAAAAACAGUCAGCCAAAUGGAUGUGUACAUGAUGAAUAAGAAUCCAGGAGGGAAGGAAAGAACUCAAAAGGAUUUCAUAGCUUUGGCAAAUGCAGCUGGUUUUACUGAGAUUAAAUUUGUUUGUCGAGUUUGUCAAUUUUGGGUGAUGGAAUUUCACAAGUAACUGGACAUCUUUAGAUCCAGUACAAGUGGUAAAUUCUUGAUAUACCAUUUGAUAUAUAUACUUCUUAGUUUCUAAUAAAUGCAUCAUAUUGACUUUUUACAGCGUA
Messenger RNA from Beta vulgaris subsp. vulgaris (sugar beet), 2070 nucleotides. Its product is annotated as caffeic acid 3-O-methyltransferase. The transcript has 4 exons. Gene Ontology annotation, biological process: methylation. Lineage: Eukaryota; Viridiplantae; Streptophyta; Magnoliopsida; Caryophyllales; Amaranthaceae. Gene Ontology annotation, molecular function: S-adenosylmethionine-dependent methyltransferase activity; protein dimerization activity; O-methyltransferase activity. The record is from RefSeq and is a predicted model, not a curated record. Bases 816 to 1964 code for a protein of 382 amino acids.